Vombatus ursinus (common wombat) is the source of this 4418-nucleotide messenger RNA. It is a transcript of the gene FAF1, whose product is annotated as Fas associated factor 1. Gene Ontology annotation, cellular component: endoplasmic reticulum; nucleus. Lineage: Eukaryota; Metazoa; Chordata; Mammalia; Diprotodontia; Vombatidae. The record is from RefSeq and is a predicted model, not a curated record. Gene Ontology annotation, molecular function: NF-kappaB binding; ubiquitin binding. The transcript is spliced from 19 exons. The coding region runs from base 114 to 2063 and encodes 649 amino acids.
UCCCCUCCCCGAGAUCUCGGCCCUGUCAGGCCCGGCCCGAGCAGCCGCAGCCCGAGCAGCCGCUGCAGCGGCAGCAGCCUGAGCCCGGGGCCGAGGGGCCCGAGAAGGCGGCCAUGGCGUCCAACAUGGACCGGGAGAUGAUCCUGGCCGACUUUCAGGCAUGUACUGGCAUUGAAAACAUUGAUGAAGCCAUUACGUUGCUUGAACAGAAUAACUGGGACUUGGUGGCAGCUAUCAAUGGUGUAAUCCCACAAGAAAAUGGCAUUCUCCAAAGUGAAUAUGGAGGGGAGACUGGACAAGGACCAGCAUAUGGACCAGCCAGUCAUUCUUCAGCCUCUGCUUCAGCACCUUCUUCUUCAGCAUUUCGACCAGUAGUGCCAUCCAGACAGAUCGUGGAGAGGCAGCCAAGGAUGCUGGACUUCAGGGUGGAGUACAGAGACCGCAAUGUAGAUGUGGUCCUGGAAGAUAGCUGCACCGUUGGAGAGAUCAAACAGAUUCUAGAAAAUGAACUCCAGAUUCCUGUAUCUAAAAUGCUGUUAAAAGGCUGGAAGACUGGAGAUGUAGAAGACAGUACGGUCUUAAAAACUCUACACUUGCCAAAAAACAACUGUCUUUAUGUGCUCACACCCGACUUGCCACCACCUUCCUCGAGUCAUGCUGGUGCCCUGCAGGAGUCAUUAAAUCAGAACUUCAUGCUGAUUGUCACCCAUCGAGAAGUCCAGCGGGAGUACAGCUUGAACUUCUCGGGAAGCAGUACCAUCCAGGAGGUAAAAAGGAAUGUAUAUGACCUUACUAGUAUCCCUGUUCGCCAUCAGUUGUGGGAAGGCUGGCCACCUUCAGCGACAGAUGACUCAAUGUGCCUCGUGGCAGCGGGGCUCACCUACCCUUGUCACCGGCUCACAGUGGGGAGAAGGUCUUCACCAGCACAGGCGCGGGAGGAGUCAGAAGAGCAGUGCACCGAUGUUCACAUGGUUAGCGACAGUGACGGCGAUGACUUUGAAGACGCUCCUGAAUUUGGAGUGGAUGACGGAGAGAUGUUCGGCAUUGCGUCCUCUGCCCUUCGAAAAUCACCCAUGAUGCCAGAAAAUGCGGAAAACGAAGGGGAUGCCUUAUUACAAUUUACAGCAGAGUUUUCUUCAAGAUAUGGAGACUGCCAUCCUGUUUAUUUUAUUGGAUCACUAGAAGCUGCUUUCCAAGAAGCCUUCUAUGGGAAAGCUCGAGAUAGAAAGCUCCUGGCUAUCUACCUCCACCAUGAUGAAAGUGUUUUAACCAACGUCUUCUGCUCACAAAUGCUCUGUGCUGAAUCCAUCGUCUCUUAUCUGAGUCAGAAUUUCAUAACCUGGGCAUGGGAUAUGACAAAAGAAGCUAACAGAGCAAGGUUUCUGACAAUGUGCACAAGACACUUUGGCAGCGUGGUGGCUCAGACCAUUCGAACUCAAAAGACAGAUCAGUUUCCACUUUUCCUCAUCAUCAUGGGAAAGCGCUCAUCGAAUGAAGUGUUAAAUGUAAUACAAGGUAACACAACAGUGGACGAGCUCAUGAUGAGGCUGAUGGCGGCAGUGGAGAUCUUCAUGGCCCAACAACAGGAGGACAUAAAGGAUGAGGAUGAGCGUGAAGCACGAGAAAACAUGAAGAGAGAGCAGGACGAGGCUUAUCGUCUUUCACUAGAAGCUGACAGAGCCAAGAGGGAAGCCCAUGAGAGAGAAGUCGCUGAACAGUCCCGUUUGGAGCAGAUGCGGAAAGAACAGGAAGAGGAGCGGGAGGCCAUCCGGCUGUCCUUGGAGCAGUCUCUGCCUCCAGAGCCCAAAGAAGAGAGCACGGAGCCUGUGAGCAAACUCCGGAUCCGAACGCCCAGUGGGGAGUUUCUGGAGCGGCGCUUCCUGGCCAGCAGCCAGCUACGAGUUGUCUUUGACUUCGUGGCCUCCAAAGGCUUUCCCUGGGAUGAGUUCAAGUUGCUGAGCACGUUUCCCCGGAGAGACGUCACCCAGCUGGAUCCCAACAAGUCAUUACUGGAGGUAAAGCUAUUUCCUCAAGAAACCCUUUUCCUGGAAGCAAAAGAGUAACGGGAAGCUGCCUGUCAGACUGGCCAUUCCGUGCCAGGAUUGUGGCCCCGAGUCAAGAGAAAUGCUUCUCUUCUCCAAACCGCCCUGCCCUUUCACCCAACUCCACUCAGUGUCUCACAUCUCUGCCUCUUGCAAGAAUCUUGGAAAGAAUAAUAAACGUAGCUACAUAAAGUUUCCCAUCCAUGAGUAUAUGUUUUCAGCCCUGGCUGCACAAGCACAGGAGAAUGUCCUACCACGAACACUGUCCCCGCCCAGCCCCUGCAGCAUUUGUCCUAGAAUUAAUGCACCAUUCCUGUGUGAGUGAUUGUUAGUAGAAUUCUGAUGCUUCUGACCCUCCCCUGCCCCCCAGCCAGACCCCGUGAAGUCUCCAGUGAGGCCAUCUUGCCUCUUGCCAUGUAGGAUGCUGUAUCUGACACGCCUCAUCGAGCCAGGCCUCUACCCGAACCCUACCUAACCCAUGCGUCUGACUUCAUCUCCAGGUCUGCAUUCUGACUUUGUCACUUAAGUUAAGGAGGCCAGAGAGAACAGUCCCCACCCACCUCCACCGGAGAUCUCCAUGUGAUGUUCUGUUCUCAGCCUCAGAGAUGAAACAGUGUUGUAGAGGAAGGCACUGGACUUGCCUCAGGCCUUUUUCUGACUUCCUUGAUGAGUUGUAAGGUUUUGUUUGAAGAAUAGAGUUUGAGAUAUAUGCAAGAUAUUUAUUUUCCAGCUCUGCUUUGGAUCCUACUCCUGAUUCAGUGUAGAAAGUAUUUUCCAUGAUGUUGCGGUGUGUGAACCUGCCACAAUUGUGCAUGAUGUGAAUAUUUAAAUACUCUGAGAAGGCAGCCUGUAGCCGUCCCCCGGGGGCGUCUGGGGUCGGCCCUCCUGAGCAUGAGGCACCAGCCUUCGAUGUGCUCACCACGGAUGGACGCGGUUGUCCCAACCUCCCUUCCCCCUCCCCUCAUUUUUCUUUUCUUCCUUCACUUCACCACCCGUCUGAACCUGCUUGCUUCUGGGUUCAGAUGUACUUUGUUUGUGUCACCAGCAAACAGCGUGCACACACAGCCUUAGUGUACACACAGUGUGACAAGGAAGUCUUGACUUCAUUCCACUUGACAUUUGAGUACCAGUCAAACAGUGGAUUCCCACUUGCAAGUAAAAGAAGUUGGUCCUGGCAUUGAAAAUGCGUUGCUUCUGAUACCUGGCAUAAGCAAAACAUCUCCUCUUCUUUACCUGAAUCGGCUCAGCUCAGAAGACACUCAGUGUUUGAACCUGCAGAUAAACAGUUUUGAUGUAUUUUAAUCAGCAGGCUUAAGGGUUUAGUGAAUUGAAUGCACUAUCUAAGCAUCUACUGUGAUUCAAACUUUUUUUUAAUCCUGGAAUACUUUUCCACAUCUGUUUUUAUGUAACUCGUGAUAGUCAAGGUCCUGAUUUGAAUAUUCUCAACUCCAAAGAAAACUAUCCACCUUUAGGCUCCCAUUAGGCUGCCUGUCCCGCCUCGCCCGGAUCUUCAUUUGUAACCCCACACGCAAGUAGUCAUUGAAGUCUGGGUCCUCACCCUCAGCCACCGGGGCAGUUGUCGGCAGAGCCAAGACAUGAGUCUUUCUUCCGGGCCUCCAAAGAGGUUUCUCACCUGGGACCCACCUUUCACAGCCCCUUGCUCUGGCCACGUAGAUAGAGAAACCACACCCCACUCCCAGCCAAAAACCUGGCCAGAAGAAGGGCAGUUCCAAUACAAACAGGGACUUGAAGCAUUUUGCUGCUGACCCUUUUCCUGCCUUCCCAGACCAAGGGUUUUCCACUUCUAGAAGACACACGGUGACUUGCUUACAAUGUAGAAAUACAGCAUUAUUCUCUUCUGUCCUUCAGCUCGAGAGGUCUGUCCAUCAUCAUCUGGUUGGUGGGGCCAGUCUGCCCCUUCUCAUUUGGACUGACACACACUGGGUACUCCCCUCCCUCCGUAGGCUGCAGUGUGGCUCCAGUGUGGAUCUCAGCUUCCCUGGUUCUGUCGGUUCCCUUGUGUUCACAGAAUAUCCUCAAUGCGAUCACUGCUUUUGUAUUAGAGUGUAAAGAGUUGUUGUCCAUGCCUGGGACCUCCUAGCAGGGUUUUUGUUCUGUCUGUUGACUCUUGGAAGGUGGAAUGUUUCUGGAAGCUUCUGGUUUGCAGCAUUGCUGUGCUAAGUCACCGUUAGAUAUGAUGUAAAACCCCAACAUUUCAUCAUCUGUAUUGUAUUUAUCCAACCUUGGAGUUGAAUGAGGGCGUUUUUUUUUUAUGGAACUAUGUUUUUUAAUGUAGCAGAAUGGGACUUUGGCGUUCCUAAAUUGUACCUCUUCGGUGACGUUAGAAACAUAAAAUAAAUUUGCAGUUACACUAAA